Messenger RNA from Knipowitschia caucasica, 333 nucleotides. The record is from the annotation of a GenBank genome assembly. Lineage: Eukaryota; Metazoa; Chordata; Actinopteri; Gobiiformes; Gobiidae.
AUGUGGGCUGCAGUGGUGCACAGUAAGCACAGGGUCGUGUUUCUCCGCUGGGACGUGGGCCGUGUAUUUGAAGCCCUCAGAGAUGUAACCGCACUCUGCAGCGGGGGGCAGGAGCGAAACCAGGCUCCAGAAAUACGCAGCGCACGGUCCGGCCUCCAAACCAGAGUGGAUGUGGUGAAGAUGUCAAAUUACUUAAGGAAACUGCACAGACCUCAAGAGGCAGAGAGCCGGAGGGAAGAAGAGCCCAGAGUUUCUGUAGGAAAAGCAGAGGACCCGGCCCACCACAACUCCACUUCAGAGCUCAUAACAGGGAAACGAGCGACCGCCAAAUGA